This is a messenger RNA of Dermochelys coriacea (leatherback sea turtle), 6515 nucleotides long. Its product is annotated as mucin-2-like. Lineage: Eukaryota; Metazoa; Chordata; Testudines; Dermochelyidae. Bases 549 to 4511 code for a protein of 1320 amino acids. The transcript has 9 exons. The record is from RefSeq and is a predicted model, not a curated record.
GAAUAGCAGGGUUGGAAGGGACCUCAGGAGGUCACCUAGUCCCACCCCCUGCUCAAAGCAGGACCAACCCCAACUAAAUCAUCCAUGCCCUGGGUCCGCAUCACCUGUUUCUCCUCUGAGGGGAAAGUGACCUGCCGGGCUGCAAAACUGGCUACCGCCCAGCUAGAGGGCUAAGAGGCCAGCCUGGAGCCCCAGGCCGGCCCCACCUCCCGGGUCUUGGUAUAGAAGAGUCCCAAACCCAGCCAUGCAAUGUUCUCCCCGCAGGACCCCCAUGGCGACCGGAGAGGGAAACGCUGCAAGAAGGAGGAGACGUGCCGGCCAGGGGCUGGGGUGCCGGGGCACCCACGGGUGCCAGAGCAGGCAUUUGGGGUGAUCUCACACCUGACGUGAGAGUAGAGGUUGGGAACCCCCGGCACACAGCGAAGCGUGAGGAGACCGAGGGCAGGAUUCUGGCGCCAGGACAGAGACGCAACACCAGCAACUUCACGGGAUCCCCCAGCAGCCCCUCUGCUGCCAGGCCACCUCCCAUCCCCCAGGGCCGCGGCAUCAUGGCCCUGCCAGCUCCCCUGGCUAAUGCCUCGGCCACACCCAUCACGGCUGCCAGCCUCAGGGCCUCGGCCACCGCUACCCCUGCUACACCCUCCAUCACCUCUGCCAAAAUCAUGGCUACACCCACCACCACUGCUGUGACCGUGACACCCAUCCCCACCACUGCUGUAACCACAGUGGCACCCAUCACUGCCACAAGCACUACCGCUACCUCAAGUACAACCGCUGCUACCCUCAUCCUCACAACUACACCCAAUAUUAAACCUAUCACCACUUCAGCUACCCCCAAAACCACACCAGCAACAACACCUUAUGCUUCACCCCUUACUGACAUAAUCACCACCACCACAGCUACACCUAACACUACACUCUCCACCUCCACCACCACUACACCAACUACAACUACACCCACCACAGCUACAACUGAUCCUGUGCCCACCACCGCCAUCAUGGCUACCCCCACAACUACACCUAACACUUCACCCCUUUCUGACACUACCACCACUACAUCUAACACUACACUCUUCACCUCCUUCCCAACUACACCAACCACAGGUACACCUCACACUACAGCCACCACCAACACCUCAGCUAUCUCCACAACUACACUAACAACUGCACCUUACACUCCACCCCUUACUGACAUCACCACCACAAUUACACCAUUGACAACUAAACCCACCGUCUCCACAACUACACCUGACACUCCAUCCCUUACUGAUACCAUCACCACUACACCUAACAAUACACUCGCCACCAACACUACAACUACACCAUCGACAACUACACCUGACACUUCACCCCUUACUGAUACCAUCGCCACUACACCUAACACUACAUUCGCCACCAACACCACAACUACACCAUCGACAACUACACCUGCCACCUUCACAACUACACCUGACACUUCAUCCCUUACUGAUACCGUCGCCACUACACCUAACACUACAUUCGCCACCAACACCACAACUACACCAUCGACAACUACACCUGACACUUCACCCCUUACUGAUACCAUUGCCACUACACCUAACACUACAUUCGCCACCAACACCACAACUACACCAUCGACAACUACACCUGCCACCUUCACAACUACACCUGACACUUCAUCCCUUACUGAUACCGUCGCCACUACACCUAACACUACAUUCGCCACCAACACCACAACUACACCAUCGACAACUACACCUGACACUUCACCCCUUACUGAUACCAUCGCCACUACACCUAACACUACACUCGCCACCAACACCACAACUACACCAUCGACAACUACACCUGCCACCUUCACAACUACACCUGACACUUCAUCCCUUACUGAUACCGUCGCCACUACACCUAACACUACAUUCGCCACCAACACCACAACUACACCAUCGACAACUACACCUGCCACCUUCACAACUACACCUGACACUUCAUCCCUUACUGAUACCAUCGCCACUACACCUAACACUACACUCGCCACCAACACCACAACUACACCAUCGACAACUACACCUGACACCUCACCCCUUACUGAUACCAUCGCCACUACACCUAACACUACACUCGCCACCAACACCACAACUACACCAUCGACAACUACACCUGACACUUCACCCCUUACUGAUACCAUUGCCACUACACCUAACACUACAUUCGCCACCAACACCACAACUACACCAUCGACAACUACACCUGCCACCUUCACAACUACACCUGACACUUCAUCCCUUACUGAUACCAUCGCCACUACACCUAACACUACACUCGCCACCAACACCACAACUAUACCAUCGACAACUACACCUGACACUUCACCCCUUACUGAUACCAUCGCCACUACACCUAACACUACACUCGCCACCAACACCACAACUACACCAUCGACAACUACACCUGCCACCUUCACAACUACACCUGACACUUCACCCCUUACUGAUACCAUUGCCACUACACCUAACACUACACUCGCCACCAACACCACAACUACACCAUCGACAACUACACCUGACACUUCACCCCUUACUGAUACCAUUGCCACUACACCUAACACUACACUCGCCACCAACAUUACAACUACACCAUCGACAACUACACCUGCCACCUUCACAACUACACCUGACACUUCACCCCUUACUGAUACCAUCGCCACUACACCUAACACUACACUCGCCACCAACACUACAACUACAGCAUCGACAACUACACCUGCCACCUUCACAACUACACCUGACACUUCACCCCUUACUGAUACCAUCGCCACUACACCUAACACUACACUCGCCACCAACACCACAACUACACCAUCGACAACUACACCUGACACCUCACCCCUUACUGAUACCAUCGCCACUACACCUAACACUACACUCGCCACCAACACCACAACUACACCAUCGACAACUACACCUGACACUUCACCCCUUACUGAUACCAUCGCCACUACACCUAACACUACACUCGCCACCAACACCACAACUACACCAUCGACAACUACACCUGACACCUCACCCCUUACUGAUACCAUCGCCACUACACCUAACACUACACUCGCCACCAACACCACAACUACACCAUCGACAACUACACCUGACACCUCACCCCUUACUGAUACCAUCGCCACUACACCUAACACUACACUCGCCACCAACACCACAACUACACCAUCGACAACUACACCUGCCACCUUCACAACUACACCUGACACUUCAUCCCUUACUGAUACCGUCGCCACUACACCUAACACUACACUCGCCAUCAACACUACAACUACACCAUCGACAACUACACCUGCCACCUUCACAACUACACCUGACACUUCACCCCUUACUGAUACCAUCACCACUACACCUAACACUACACUCGCUACCAACAUCACUACCACACUCACCACCACCACAACUAUACCAAUGAUAACUACACCCACCACCUCCACAACUACACCUGACCCUUUGCCCCUUACUGAUACCACCCCCACUCCCACUAUGAGCACAAGCACUGUUGUGUCCUCACCCACCCUAUUCUGGAGCACCACGACAGCAGCGCCCUGCCAGAAUGGUGGCACACCAAAUGGCACCGAGUGCCUCUGUCCGGCUGGCUACUUUGGCCCGCGCUGUGAAUUACUGAACACCAAGUUGUGCCAGAACGGGGGGGUCUGGACGGGGGCAGAAUGCAAAUGCCCCCACUUCUUCCAUGGGCUGGAAUGCGAAUUCGCCGUGGGCACCAUCACACUCGAAGUCGAGGUGAACGUGACAAUGGACGUGAAGCUGCAGGUGACCAACCGCAAGUUCACCGCUGACCUGGCAAACACCUCCUCUCCGGCCUGGCGAGGGUUCAGCACCUUGUUCACACAGCAGAUCAGGCCGGUUUAUAGCCAGAUCCCGGGGUUUCAGGACCUGGAGAUCCUGGAGCUCACGCUGGGCAGUGUCGUGGUGGCCCAUAGGGUGGCCCUGGCCAUCCCCGUCACCACCCGGCUCAACGCCACGCUGGAGGACCUGCCCCGGCGGCUGGCGGAAGAGAUCAGGCUGGCAGCCCGCAACCAGGUCGUCUGCACCAGCAGCUCGCGCGCUCUGUGUUUCAAUCCUUCCUCCACCGAGGUGACCAGGCGGACGACAACAGAGUUCAAUGGUGCAGAAAUCUGCAGGCAGACACUGCCCCCCGGAUUCAGUGCCCACUUCUUCCCCCACCUGACGCCCAACGGCUUCACCUGCAGCUCCCUGUGCACCGUGGGGGUGCCGGGCGCCCUUGGCUGUAACGCAGGGCAGUGUCGGGUGACCCGUGCCGGUGCCCACUGCCGCUGCCCGGAAAGCGGCCAGUUCUGGUACCUGGGCGCGAGCUGCGAGGUGCGAAUCGACCGGGUCGGCGGCACCGUCAGCAUCGUCGCUGUCACAGCCUUUGUGCUGCUCAACGGCGCCCUCCUGCUGACCUACAGGUCAAAGGUCAGGGACGGCCUACACUGCCAGCGGGGGUGCUGAUCUCGCCUCCCUCCCGCCUGGCCCCCAGGGGCCAACGGGCCCAGCAGGGGGAGGGAAGCACUGUGCAGCCGACCGAUGCUGACUUGAACCCUGGGCCAGGCCACCCAGCACCGCGGGGGGGGACGGACGCACAUCGUAUUUGGGGUCUGUGCAGCACCUGGCGCGACAGAGGCCCCCUGCCGGUGCCACUAGGAUCUGCCGAGAGCCCCACCGCAGAUCGUGAGCGGGCAGGAAGCUGCAGCCCACGGUGCUGGGACGCCCACUGCCUGGGCCGACAGUAGGGACUUCUGGGGAGGGGGGUUUUGAUGGGUGCUCGACGCGUCUCAGCCGGACCCCGCACCCUGGGACUGUCACCCCCGGGAUGCCGACGGAGCAUAAACUUGGCCGUGCAGGGACCCCCCCCCGGCCCCAGAUCCCAUCUGACAGGCCCCGGUGCUUCGUGGGGGAGCAGACAGACCAGGGCGAUUCGCUGAGGGAUCCAGCCCUCACGGUCCUGCCCCAUCUCCGGGCUGGCGGAGGCUUCAGGGCACCCCGAGCCGGGGGCUGUGCCACCGACCCUGUCGGAGAAAAGCCAGGCGUGGCCGCGUCCAUCAAUAGGGGAGGAAGGGGUGACACCAGGGGACAGGCUCAGGUUAGCGACAGGAGCUGGGGAAGGUUUGGGGCUAACAGCGGGGCCUGGGGUGGGUUUGGGAUUAUGACAGGGGCUGGGGGUGGAUUGGGGUUAACAGCAGGAGCUAGAGGUAGGUUUGGGGCUAACGGUAGGGGGUGGGGGUAGGUUUGGGGUUAUGAGGGGAGCUGGGGUAGGUUUGAGGUCGAUGGAACAGGAGCAAGUUCAUGGGCAGGGCAGCCAGAGGCAUGAGGCGGGUGGAGGGAACGGGUGUUAAAUGGGGCAUUAGGACCUGCGGGGGGGCUCAUACGGGACCCCGAGGAAAAGGGGGCGGAGAGAACGGCAUGGUGAGCAGGCGGAUUGUGUCGGCAGAACCCUGCCUUUGGCCCCUCUGAAUCCUGCCUUUGUGACCCACUGGUCUGACCCCCACCUCCCUGGUAGUGCCCAGGGCCACAGACCUGGCCCCUAAAUCCUCCCCAGAGCCGAGCAGAUAGAAACACAGCCCAGAUGUGGCUGACGGAGGGGGGCCAUCCCGGUCGCUGAGAGAUGUCUCAUUGCCGGGCUUACGCUGUCUGUGCCGGACGCCAGCGCCCGUGAUUAAAUAUUGGCUCCCCCACCAUGGCGAUAUUCGCCCCGGCCUCACGUCGCCCCUGCACUGGCUCUGGGUUAAGCUCCGGGAGGCUCCCCUGCUCUCCGGCCAGGUUUCAAAUCCUUCUCGUGGCUCUUCUUCAAGCCGGAUCCGCACGCCAAGCCGCCGAGCGCGCUGCCCAUGGGCCAGGCCGGCUGCGCUCAACUCCCCACCAGGAGCAGGUGGGCGGGACCCCGGAGGUCCUGCCCCGAGGGUUUGGAGGUCGCAGGGGACAGAAGAGCGGGACCCCUUGAGGGUCACAGCACAGACCCGGUGGGUCCACAGCGCUGCCACGAGAGACGGAUGUCACUGCGCACCUUGGUGUGCAAACAUGCCCAUUCUGCGCUGGAGACACGUGCAACGUGGCACGACAGUGUCCCAGAGAGAAACCCCCUCCCUAAGCCCUGCGCGCACGGAGGGACACAGAGAAACCAUGGUGCAGGCCCCACCCCUGUGGCACUAACACACGCGGCCCUGAGGAGCCACCCACCUACCCCCAAGCACAGAGCUGGGGAGUCUGGCUUACACGGCAACCCAGUGAGAACGUGAAGACACACACCCGCACCCAGAGACCUUGCUCGGACGCACGCACAGAGCUGCACGGACGCAGGCCAACGUCUGCACACACACACACGCUGAUAGUAACUGUGACGAAGUGGGACCGUUCUUAAUGGCGGGGCUGGAGAAUUUCAGUUUGAAGCUGGCUGGGGAAAUGGAGGGGGGCCCAGAUGGGGCGCUGGCCUCCCUGCCCCCCAAAAUGGACCCAGCU